UCGUGGGAUACGGUUUAGUUGGUACGCUCGUUCAAUAAACGGUGCUGCUUGCGUUUUCUGUUGGAAGUCGGGCCGUGCGGGUGGUUAGUGCUGCAAAAUGAAGAAACAGCUGAUGUGGAUCGUGUCGGUGAUAGUGGUGAUAGCUGCCGAGGGGUCCUCAGACGAUAACGUUUAUUCAAAUAUCACCAAUUUUGAAUCCUUUUUGGGCGUGUACGAGAAAAAUUAUAAGGCCAAGUACCGGAUGGAUAGAAGAAAACGGGCUUUCAAAAGGAAUAUGCAGGAAAUUGAGGAGCACAAUGCCAUUCACGCGCAGGGCGGCAGUACAUUUAUAAUGGGUGUCAACGAUCUUGCUGAUAUGGACAGAAGCAGCUAUCUGAAGAAGAUGGUCCGCAUGACGGACACGAUCCAUCGCCGCAAGAUUGACGUUCAGUUCGCCGACGACAUGGUCGAAGCCACCAGGCGCAAGAGAAGAUUUGCGGACGCCGAUGCCAUAGUGCAGGCCACUCAGAACCUCAUGCCGGACAGUUUGGACUGGCGCGACAAGGGAUACGUCACACCGGACAUCAACCAGAAAACGUGUGGUUCCUGUUAUGCUUUCAGUAUAGCGCACGCCAUCGAUGGACAAAUCAUGCGCCGCAUUGGACGGGUCGAGUUCGUCAGUCCGCAGCAGAUUGUUGAUUGUUCCACCAGUGCCGGCAAUAAGGGAUGUGCUGGAGGUUCGCUCAGAUACACGCUUCAGUAUCUGCAGGGAAGUGGGGGUUGCAUGCGGGAUUCGGACUAUCCUUACACUUCAUCGGUAAGUAUCGAUCGUUCGACAUCAAAUUUUUUUUCAGCCUGAACAAAGCCAAUGCAGUAGCAGUCGAAGGUUUCCCACGAAAAAAGGAGGAGGUAAUCGUUUCCGCUUAUCGUAAUCAACAACAUAAAUUUCCAGCAGCUUCUAGGUAAGGCAGCACGAAGCAGAGGAAUGAUUUGUGACAUGCAAGACACCUAACAAAAUCGGUAACUAGUUUCGUGUAGUUCACACCCAACUAGCAGCUAUCCGGACCCUGAUUUGCUUCGUUUAUACAAAAACAGCAACUAGGUAGGUAUACGUCGUCAGUGGAGUUUCCCCAAAGGAGCAACUUUGUCGUGCUGCGAGUCAUUCGAUUUCGUUGGAGAAUGACGAAUACGAGUGGAAAAUCAUUCCUUUUUGGUAGUUUAGUGGAGCACAAUAAACUGAAGUGAUUUUCGUGGUAAAUUGUUGUUUACACACCUGCCUUUCAGAGUCAAGGCAAAAAGGUAAUAGCAUUGUUACUAUGAAUUGCUGUUGAUGUAUCUAUCACUGUCUAAUUUUUGUGAAAUAAAUGCGAUGAUGUGAAGAAAUAUAAUCGGUUCAGUUUCGU
Molecule: messenger RNA, 1382 nt
Organism: Armigeres subalbatus
Lineage: Eukaryota; Metazoa; Arthropoda; Insecta; Diptera; Culicidae
Product: procathepsin L-like
Exons: 3
Coding region: 98-838 (246 amino acids)
Biological process (GO): positive regulation of apoptotic signaling pathway; positive regulation of peptidase activity; immune response
Cellular component (GO): lysosome
Molecular function (GO): cysteine-type endopeptidase activity; cysteine-type endopeptidase activator activity involved in apoptotic process
Source: RefSeq, a predicted model, not a curated record